Messenger RNA from Penicillium canariense, 1452 nucleotides. RefSeq lists its product as uncharacterized. Gene Ontology annotation, biological process: transmembrane transport. The record is from RefSeq and is a predicted model, not a curated record. Gene Ontology annotation, molecular function: transmembrane transporter activity. The transcript has 5 exons. NCBI's taxonomy places the organism in Eukaryota, Fungi, Ascomycota, Eurotiomycetes, Eurotiales, Aspergillaceae. The annotation marks the transcript as partial.
AUGGAGUCGCACAAUCUGCAUCGGUCGCUUAAGGAGGCGAAGGAAGCGAUCGCGGCUGUCCAAAUUCAAAUUUCUAAGGAGUCCGUCACUUCGGAGCAGCUUCUACAUCAUGGACUGGAAUUAUCUUCCACUGGCUACAUACAAUGGCGGCAGGACUGCAAGGAUCACCCCCGCAAUUGGUCUUUGUGGAGGAAGACUUAUGAUACGAGCAUAGUGAUGUUUCUAGAAUUCUAUACAACAGCUAUCAGCACGACUGGGCCCUCAGCGGCAGAGUUGACGCAGGACAUUUACGGGUCAAGGAUACUCAAUCUCGUUGCAUUCAGCCUCAUGUACCAGAUCGGACAGGCAGUGGGGGGCCUCGUUAUACCACCUUGUUCCGAGCUCUUUGGAAGACACAAGCCGUAUAUCAUCUCCUGCUCCCUGUUCAGUGUAUCCUGCCUACUUGUUGGACUCGUUCCCAAUAUCGGCGCAGUAUUUAUGGGUAGAUUCCUUGCAGGGCUUGCAUCAGCCGUACCCUCAGUUGUUAUCUCCGGAACCGUGGAAGAUAUAUUCAAUUCUGAACACCGAGUUUGGAUUGUUUUGCUCUGGAAUGCGGCCGCCACCGCCGGCCUUGCUUUCGGUCCGAUCUAUGCAUCCUGCAUAUCUGGAGUAGUAGGCUGGCGAUGGAUAUUCUAUAGCGCGGCUAUAGUUACCGCUAUCAAUACUGUCCUUAUACUCCGCAUGCGCGAAAGUCGACCCAGCAAGUUACUUCGAACGAAAAUCAAUCUGCUACAAGCCGAAUGCCCAGGUGCUGAGCUCAUGUUUCACUCCGCAGAUCCCUUCCCAGACGUCGAAGCUUUCAUCUACACCGUUUUCAUUCGACCGACCCGAAUGAUGGUAACCGAGCCAAUCCUAAUCAUCGUGUCGGCCCUGAGUGGAAUAUCGUGGGGUAUCAUAUACCUCUUCUCGGAGUCUAUAACUAGGGCCUACAUAGCGCUUGGGCUCUCGAAAUCGAGUGCAACAUUGCCGCUGCUGGCUCUUGUUAUCGGGAUCUGCUUCGGCGUUUUCCCGCACAUCUGGGACAUCCACAAGCUGAGAGAAAAGAAGCGACAGAACCUUCAGAUUGAACCUGAAGACAAAAUCCUCGGCUUUGCCUUUGGGACGCCUGCACUCGCCGCAGGACUAUGGUGGUUCUACAGCACGACUCCGCCAGUCCUCUGGGACUCCCAUUGGGCGCUUCCUACUGGCGGUCUGGUGCUAGUAGGCCUGGGAGUAAAUGAGAUUGCAUAUACAAUGAGCGGAUAUCUUACUGAUACAUACACGGUCUAUUCAGCCUCUGCAUUUGCUGGCCUGGCAUUCGUCCGCGCCUUAGUUUCCGGGAUCAUGCCUCUGGUGGGAUAUGUUAUUUUCGAUGGGGAACAGAGCAGGCUUCCAGGAUUUGUUAUUGCAGGAAUAGCCACUGCGUUUUGUUCG